CCCCUCUUUCCCUCACUCCUCACUCCCACCCUCCCCUCCACGCCCCUCUCUCUCUCCCACACACCCCCUUCUCUCCUUCAGUGGGCGCUAUCUGCUGCAGGGCAUGAGAACUGGAAGUGGGUCUUGGCUCAGCCCAUCAGAUUGCCAAUGCCAUCCUUGCUGUCUCUCUGCCUUCCAUCUCCAUCUUGCCAUCUCCACCCCGGACCUGCACACUAGCGGCCACUCCCUGCCCUUGUGCUUGUGUGUGCAUGUUUGUGUGGUGGGUAGGCGUCUUGUCACUCUCUUCAUCCACUUCCAAGUAUCUUCGCACCCACCCAUCACAGCUUAGGUACUUGCUAUGCACCAUAGGCCUUGUCUUGGGCGUGCUCCUCCACUGGUGGGCAGGCUGUGCUUCGAGGAUAGAUACAUAUGAGCCGACCUCUUUCCACACCUCGAUCCACCUCUCGUUCUCUCAUCAUUCGACUUCACUCAUCUUCUCCUCCGGCAUUUGUUCGUGGCUCACUCUCUUGCUUGUGGCUUCCAGUUCUGUUCAUAUAUCGACUGCAAUCCCGUCCAACUCUUUAACCAUCUGCCACCACCCACACUCAUCACCCACAACUUGCCUACGCACAAAUACACCAAACACCACCUUCAGUUCACCACUUGAACACUAGUCGACUCGACUCGGUUCUGCCCAACACACAACACCAAACUCAAACAAAUUCACAACAUACAUCCAGACGCAAUGGCCGCCUUCGACCUCUGGACUCACGAGUUCUGCCUCGGCUGCGACAAGCAGACCGACGGUACUGCCUACUGCUCCGAAUCCUGCCGCCUCGCCGACUUCGAGAAGACAUCUACACCCAGCUCAGUUGCCAGCUCGCCCGGCUUGAACACCCCUUCUUACCCUUGGACUUCUUCAAGGCAACAGUCCAACAACUUUUACCUCUCGCCCGCCUACGACUUCACCAACGCUCAGCCCUACGGCAGCACUCCUUCCAGACAAUCCUACCUCUCGUCUUCCAGGGCACCCAUCACCACCCGCCGCACCCUGACCACUUCGAGCUCCAACUCCAGCCUAUGCUCGAUGCAAAGCACAACAUCAUCCAACACUGACGGCAGUCAGCUUUCAGAGAAGGCCAAGAGGGAGCUCCAAGCCUACGCCGUGUCUUUCGAUCAAGCGAGACUCCAACGUCGACGAUCUGCCUAAAUCAAACACGACCACUUUAUCUACACACUGUUCAAUAUACCCUUAGCCACAGCACAAGUGGCAUCGUUUCCUUUUUCCAGCACAGCACGCAACUCAGUUUACUCGAUACACCAUCGGCACACCGACUCUUUUCUCUUUUCUUUGGGUUCGACUUUGUGUUGUAACAAAACGGGCAUUACAUCGGAGUACUGCAUUAUAAAAAAAAGUUUGGGUCAACUACGGGGAGUACUUGGCUUGGCAGGACACCUGCUUCAAUCACGUCAGGGCGCAACAAUGGGGAACACUGGGAUUGUACCACGACAUUGGGGGCUUGUAACCAAGGGUUGUUUACAAGCAUGGCACUGAGAGAUUGAGGAUCUCGCCUUCGGCUUCACUACAUCUCGCCACAGAAUGGACGAGGCACGGUAGCCUAUCACGAGAGCAGAAGGGCUCAUAUCACGACAAAGAUUGGGUAAAGACCCUGGCACUGGACGAAGCCUCGAGGCAAAAUGACCUCUGACGGCAGCUUGGACUGGUAUAAACAUUAGGCAUUAUCAAAGUGACGGAUCAACUGGGUAGCGGAGGUUCCAGAGGAAUGGACUAGCACCGCCAGAUUGAGAUGGACCAAAAAAUAACAGACCAGUUCAAAGCUUG
Colletotrichum scovillei is the source of this 1822-nucleotide messenger RNA. RefSeq lists its product as uncharacterized. Bases 725 to 1189 code for a protein of 154 amino acids. Lineage: Eukaryota; Fungi; Ascomycota; Sordariomycetes; Glomerellales; Glomerellaceae. The transcript has a single exon. The record is from RefSeq and is a predicted model, not a curated record.